Cucurbita pepo subsp. pepo (vegetable marrow) is the source of this 1425-nucleotide messenger RNA. RefSeq lists its product as uncharacterized. The record is from RefSeq and is a predicted model, not a curated record. Gene Ontology annotation, biological process: lipid homeostasis. Lineage: Eukaryota; Viridiplantae; Streptophyta; Magnoliopsida; Cucurbitales; Cucurbitaceae. Gene Ontology annotation, cellular component: endoplasmic reticulum; membrane.
UUUCACUAUCAUUCGCUUUCUCCGUAUUUCUGCUACGUUUCUCUCUCUCUCUCUCUCUCUCUCUAUCUAUCCGCAGUUGUUAUUGGUUGCUGAUUCUUCUCCGGCGCGUUGCGACGUUUUCUGGCGAUUUGCCGUGUAGUUGACUGCUUCCGUCGCUGCAUUAGAAAUUGAUGUUGGACUGUCUUCGUGAAACUUGCUGAUUACUGAUGUUUAUGGAGGAUCGUCUUCGUGUUUUGAUCUUCAUGUUACAGAUGUAAAGAGGAGGAGAAGUUAAAGAAUUUGGAUGAAUUGGGCAUCUUGUUGUUUCUUUUGAAACCAUAGCAUGCUGUAACCGAAGAUUGAAACAAGCAAUCAUGUCACUUAAGUCGUAUCAAAGCCAGGCUGAGCAACUACUUAAGUAUCUUGUACUAUCAGAUCCUGUUGUACCAUACAUUUCCAUUCCCGCAGGCAUACUUGCUAGUAAAUUGGUCUAUGACGUAACUGAUUUGAUCAGCGGUGUUUACUUCAAGAGUUAUUCCAACCUUUCUAGGAUUCAGCGGGUGGAGUGGAACAACCGGGCUAUGUCAACUCUCCAUGCCAUUUUCAUCACAGCAGCGUCAUUGUACAUGGUGUUUUUGUCAGAUCUCUUUUCUGACCGAUAUUUUAGCCUUAUUACCUUUCGUAGUUCAACAAUAUCUGCAUUUGGCCUGGGUGUGUCUGCCGGUUACUUCUUUACUGAUUUGGGAAUGAUCUUGUGGUUUUAUCCUGCACUUGGUGGAAUGGAGUAUGUGUUACAUCAUCUCCUUUCUCUCUUAGCUGUGGCCUAUGCUAUGUUGACUGGUGAGGGGCAACUUUACACCUACAUGGUUCUCAUCUCUGAAACGACUACACCUGGAAUCAAUUUGAGAUGGUACCUUGACACAGCUGGAAUGAAGAAGUCAAAAGCAUACCUCAUAAAUGGGGUUGUGAUAUUCUUCGCUUGGCUGGUUGCCAGAAUUCUUCUGUUCAUGUACAUGUUUUACCAUGUCUACUUCCACUUGAAUCAGGUUCUCCAGAUGCACGCUUUUGGGCAGCUUUUGGUUUUCGUGGUUCCAUUGGUAUUAUCGGUCAUGAACUGUAUGUGGUUCGCGAUAAUAUUCAAAGGAUUGAAAAAGACAUUGGCAAAGAGACAAUGAAACAGAAAAACAUCUGCUGCUAUUUGGGCCAACGUUGUGAGAUAAGGUAGUGUUUCAAAAUUCUCUUCUUUCUUGCACCACUUGUACAUGUUCAAGUUGCAAAUCUGUACAAUUUCAUGUUAAUUUUUAGUACAUAGAUAGCCAUUCUAGAUCGAAAAAUAAUGGGGAAAAUUUUUUUUUAGCAUUAUUUAAUGCAUAAUGAAUGAUUGUUUAUUGUAGAUUUACAGGAUGGGAUAUUUGCAAUCAAUGCAAAAUGCCUUUGCUGAUAUAA